CCAUGCGGAGUUUCUAGCUUGAAGCCUGAGCUCUGGAUUCUUGGCACGCUAAAAAUUCCAUCCUCAACCUCAACCCAUCAUCAGCAUUGAAGCCGGUGGACGCCAAUUCGCACCAACCACGACUCAGGCGGAUUCCUAUACAACUCCGUACCUUCGAAAAUAUCGAUUGGUAAUUUUGGGAAUAUCUCCCUGGGCACCUGGACGUUGGCCACUGCCUUGUCGACAUCAUGAUUCUCCGAAGACCCUUCCUCAACGACCUCUCCUCCGCAGUUGCAUCUGCACCGAAACAAUGCGUGCGCAAUCUUCACCACCAGAUUCCCAUUCGACCGGUUCCUAAGCCUAUACCUUUCAUCCCGGACCAAAACACAUUCCUUUCCGCGAUCGGCCGCGGCCUCUCCGCACACAGCGCAAAGAUUCCCUCGUGGGAAGCACUCUUUACACUUUCCUCCGCUCAACUCAAGGAAGUCGGCGUGGAACCAGCACGAUCUCGAAAAUACCUUCUGUACUGGCGCGAAAAGUUCCGAAACGGCGACUAUGGCAUUGGAGGAGAUUGCAAACAUGUGACUGAUGGCGUAGCCGAUCUCCUGCUUGUUGAAGCACCAGUCACACCAUCCCCAUACACAAAAGGAAUGUCACCGCGCUCAGCUAUGGCAACAGCAACACACGAUCCAGGAACCAGGAAGGUUGUUGUCAACGUUCCUACGGGAGCGGAAAGUCCAAGCGAGUCGCUUGAGAAUAUCCAGGGUGUUCGUGGAUUUGUAGUUAAGGGUGCACAGACGAUCAAGGGCCCAUAUGUGGAGACAGUCAAGGGUAGUGGUGGCUUGAGGGCGAAAAUAAGGAUGCAGGAAGGUAUUUGGGAGAUCAAGAGGGGACAUAAGGUCGAUGGUGGCGAGAGGAGGAGGGCUGAGGUCAGGGCAAAGAGGAGGGCAGCAGAGAACAAGGAGGCCAACAGAUAGACAAUGGCCCUGAUUGAAAGUGAAAAGACUGCAUUCAGGUCUUCAGAUAAGGCAAGGCAUGAAGGAUAGAUAUGUACCAUACUCGUGUUUCAACCAUACCAAUGUAGCAUAUCGACAGUCAGCCUACACGCUGAUGUUAUUUCAACCAUUUGUGCCAGCUCCUUAGGCCCCAAUUGAUACACUCAUCCAGGUUCAGGUAUGAAAACCCAGC
Messenger RNA from Aaosphaeria arxii CBS 175.79, 1167 nucleotides. RefSeq lists its product as uncharacterized. Bases 228 to 956 code for a protein of 242 amino acids. Gene Ontology annotation, cellular component: mitochondrion. The transcript has a single exon. The record is from RefSeq and is a predicted model, not a curated record. Lineage: Eukaryota; Fungi; Ascomycota; Dothideomycetes; Pleosporales.